Molecule: messenger RNA, 1198 nt
Organism: Ruditapes philippinarum (Manila clam)
Lineage: Eukaryota; Metazoa; Mollusca; Bivalvia; Venerida; Veneridae
Exons: 4
Coding region: 104-853 (249 amino acids)
Source: RefSeq, a predicted model, not a curated record
AGAUUAUUUUACAUUUUCAGGGAGCGUAAGUGUAAUAUUAUUCUGUGGACUUAAUUUAACCAAAUAUGAUAACGAAACUCAGGAAUGCAAUAACUGGAAGGUGAUGGACAUAAGAAAUGUUAGGCCAUUAUUUGUACCGCCGACAACAAACUUUAACUCCACUUCAAAAAUUUUACAAAAUGACCAAUCAAAUAAGUCGUCAACAAUUAACACUUCUCUCAGCAUCGUUACAUUAACUUGUAAUGGAAGAACAUUUAGUACUUAUACUAAUAAGAAAGGCACUGUCGGAUGUUGUGGCCCAGUGACAUACCAGCCAAGCAAACAAACUUGCUGUCAGAUGACAAGUAAUGAAUACACAAUCUAUGACAAUAAACCGGAAAGAAAUUAUGUCUGUUGUGGCGUACUUGUGUUUGCAAGAAGGUCAGCCAAAUUACCUUGUCAGCAUGGUUCACGCAACGAGGCACUGAUGAGUAAUAAAUUGCCAACGCUUAGAAAAAAGUACCCUGUUUGGUCAAGUACAAAAAUUGAAAUAUGCAGUAAAAAAUUUGUGUUUUACGUGAAGAUUACGGGUGAGGAAGAAACAAAAGACAGGCGUAAUCUUGUUAUCAAAGUCACACAGUAUGAAUGGAAUGGACUAUAUUUGAGACGUGUUCACAUGAGAAAGAACAUUGAAGCUCCAUUGGACAAAUACAGUCAAAAAUGGUUGAAAAGAAAGACAUUUGUAAUAUUUUCAAAUUACGAGUACCUAGAUGAUGUAGUUUUCUAUCGUCACGAUAGAGAUGCUGUGUUUAAAGCAUCAAGAAGAAAACAUUUUGUGUUAAAGAAACUAAGAAAACUGUUGAAUACUUGCUAAAUACUAUAAAUUUUUGCAUGAUUGUUGUAAACCGCGAAUGGUUGACUUGAAAACUGCCACAGGCCUGACAGAAAUACAAAACAAGAGGUUUUAUAGUAACGUUUUCUACGUACAAAGUAAUGUCUCAAUACAUGAAUGGAAGAAUUACUCCUGGAUUUUUUAAAACGCAUUUCACAUUCAUAUUGUAUUUAUUUAUCAUAGAUUUCCUAUGUUCAUAACGUACGUUUUAUUUCAUAGUUUUAUAUUUUUUAUAGUUUAUAUAUGCUUUUUUAAAUAAUUAGAUGCAUUGUUUUUCUGAAUGAAUGAAUGAAUGAAUGAAUAUAUAAAUAAAUAGAUAGUAUAAAC